This is a messenger RNA of Arabis nemorensis, 1194 nucleotides long. The record is from the annotation of a GenBank genome assembly. Lineage: Eukaryota; Viridiplantae; Streptophyta; Magnoliopsida; Brassicales; Brassicaceae.
AUGUCGAGCUUGUUACACUGCAGAAGGGUUUGUCUAAUUUCUUCUCUCCGGAGAAAUGUCGGAGAUUGUGUGUUUAAUUCUUCCCCUGUUCGUCGCACGCCCGUCAAUCUAGGGUUUCUGGUGAGUAGAAGAACACUCUGUUCAGUGUCGGAAUUGAUAUCAGUUGAUGUCGUCGAUGAGCAAAACCCAUGUUUGAAAUCUUUUACAGUUUCGUAUCUCGUCGAUUCUUGUGGAUUGUCUUUGGAAUCUGCUAAAUCGAAUUCCAGAUUCGUCAAAUUGGUUUCUUCAAAGAAACCAGACUCUGUUCUUGCUCUCCUCAAAGACCAUGGCUUUACCAAUGAUCAGAUCACUAAUGUCAUCAAAUCCUUCCCACGUAUUCUUUCACUCAGCCCGGAGGACAAUAUCUCUCCCAAGCUCAUGUUUUUCGGUUCCAUCGGGUUUUCGACUUCUGAUACUGCGAAACUGAUCUCGUCUAACCCGAAAACGCUCUCUUUUAGCUUGAACAAAAGGCUGAUCCCUUGCUAUGAUUCCAUCAAGAGCAUACUCGUAGAGGAAGAAAACGUUGUCAAGUGUCUGAAGCGCGGGUAUAGAUGUUUCUCAUUGAAGAUUGCGCAGAGCGUAUCUUCAAGGCUCUCCGUUUGUAGAGAGCUUGGAGUUCCAGAUAAAAGCAUCAAGUGGUUGGUUCAAGCGUCUCCAUUUACCUUUUUCUCUUCCGAGAAAAGAUUCAACAAGGUCUUGAACAGAGUUUGUAGCUAUGGUUUUGACCCGAAGAAGGCGUGUUUUGUUCACGCUAUGGUUGGUUUUGGUUGCACGAGUGAAUCAACGAUGGAGCGGAAAUUUAAGUUGUUUCAACGUUUUGGUUGGUCUAAAGAAGGCUUCGUGUCAGCAGUCAUGAGAUUCCCGAACUGCGUGACUGUUUCUGAUAAGAAGAUAGUGUACACGAUGGAUUACCUCGUAAACAACAUUGGUCUGCAGGCUCGUGACAUUGUUGCAAGACCAGUGGUGUUGGGUCUGAGCAUGGAGAAGAGAAUCAAACCGAGGAAUCAGGUCAUCUCUUUGCUUUUGUCUAAAGGACUUGUGAAGAAAGAAGAUAUAAACUAUUUCACUAUGCUAAAGAUGAAAAGCUCCGAGUUCAUGGAUAAGUUUGUGCUGAAACAUCUGAUUGAGAUGCCACAACGUAGACAAUCCUCAUGA